CUAAGCGAACAUGCGCAGAACGGCUCACGUAGGGACAGAUGUGGCUUGAGGAGGUACAACCGGAAAUUGUGCCCUUUGGACACCGCGUGGGCUGAGUGCUUCGGGGGCUCGCUACCUUGAAUUUUGACACAGCUACUGCCGCUAAAGUCCCAUUCUUCACCGCUGGAUCAACACUUCCGGUUACAUCGCGACGACGAUGUCAACCAACGCUGGCGUGUUGUUAAAUGGAGGCGAAAAUGAAGAAUUCAAGACUUUUGUUACCUUAUACUACAAAGCCUUGAAUGGAUGUGGAAUACCUCAAAUGUACUGGAGGAGCCUACAUCACAAAAUCACGAACCAGAUUUAUGAUGCUGGCAAGGUGUUUGGAAUCAUGCAGCUCCAGGUAAAUGAGGAUGAUUGGAAUAAGGUUGGCUGUGUAGAGAAGGAAAAGACUGGAAUGGUGGUUAGCUCCAAAGUAAUUGUUACACGAAAGAGUGGACUGCAAACCUCACAGCCAACAAGCGUUUUCUUGGUUGACCAUGCAUGGACAUACCGUGUUGGUCAUGCCCGUCAGCAGCUGGAGGAGAUUCCUGGCCUGUUGCAAAGAAUGGAGUCCCUCAUGAGGUUGGAGAAAGACCCUGCUGCUGAUUCAGUCCAGCGUGUGAUGGACCGUAUGUGGCUGUACAACCAGACUUACCAACUUUCCCAAGGGUCUGCAGAGGAGAAGGUUCCUGUGUGGUACAUCAUGGAUGAGUUUGGUUCUCAAGUGCAACACUCUGACCAGCCCAGCUGUGGCAUGGCUCCCUUCUUCUACGCUCAGGAGCAAGUGGCCUACACCGUACUCUGGCCUGUCAUCGACCUGCAAGAGGGAGAUGAAGUAACACGUGACUUUGCAUAUGGCGAGUCAAACCCUCUGAUUAGACAAUGCCGUUUGUUACCAUGGAUACCUGCUGAUCUAGAAGAGCUUUGUGGCAGAACCCCAGAACCACCGGAUUCGUACUAUGAGGCUGUGCUUCAGGAGAACAAAGAGCUCCUUCCUGUGGAAAUCCAACCCUCAACUUUACCCAGGGACAAAAUACUUAAGGUUUACUCUGAAAUGUCACAAGUAACUAACAACUUGACACACACAAGUUUCCAGCUGACAGAUAAUGAGGAAGAGGCCGAUAUCAUUUGGAGCUACAACCACAUCAAAGACUACAGGAUGCUGAGUGAGGCUCGGCCUCAUGUCAUGCUGAACCAGUUUCCCUGUGAGAACCUCAUCACUGUGAAGGACUGCCUUGCUGCCUUGGCCCGAAGAUUGAAGAGUGGUUCAGAUGUAAUACCGGAGACCUUCAACCUUCAGACGGAGCUUCCACAGUUCAUAAGGCACUAUCAACUGAGACACCAGAGGGCACAUGAUAACCACUGGAUAUGCAAGCCCUGGAAUUUGGCCCGUGGGAUGGACAUACACAUUACCAACAAUCUGAACUACAUAAUCCGACAGAGAGAGAGUACACCAAAGGUGGUGUGCAAAUACCUUGAGGAUCCAGUACUGUUCAGCAGGGAGGACAUAGGAUUGGUCAAAUUUGACAUCCGCUACAUGUUGCUAUUGCGCUCUGUCAAGCCUCUGCGUCUGUAUGCCUACAAUGUCUUCUGGCUGCGCUUUGCUAAUAGACCCUUUUCCCUGGAACGUUUUGAUGACUACCAGAAACACUUUACUGUUAUGAACUAUACAGAAGGUGUGGAACUCAAGCAGGUCCACUACGAUGACUUCAUCCCUUUGUUUGAAAAGCAGUACCCUGACUACCCUUGGAAGGGAGUAGAAUCAAAGUUGUUUGAAUCAUUCAAGCUUGUCUUCCAAGCUGCUUGUUCUCGACCUGCUCCAUAUGGUAUAUGUCCAUACCCGUCUUCCAGGGCAAUCUAUGCUGUGGACCUCAUGCUCAAGUGGAAAAUACUGGACAAUGGUCAGCGUGUCAUGGUUCCUCAGAUUCUUGAGUUCAACUUUAGUCCAGACUGCACCCGGGCCUGCCUCUACCACCCAGACUUUUACAACCACAUGUUUCAGACUCUGUUUUUGGACCAGCCAGAGGACUGCCCUGUUACUCAGAUUGCAUGAUUAUUUACUACCCCUGUAUCGAUACUUCUUUGGAUUUUUAUUUUGCCAUUUAGCACCUAGAUUUAUAAAUGGCUGUUUUCUGUCAAACAAACAUACUCUGUGGUUGCUAAAAGUUGACAAGGGUAAUUAAAUCACAUUUACAUUAAAAGUUGUGCGGGAUUCUUUGUUUUAUUUUCCCUUGUAAUUUAGGUUGAAUCCACGUUUUGAGUGUAGAUGUAAUUUCUGGGAUAACCAAGUAUACUUAAAUGCAGCAAAUUGUACUUCUGCAGCAAGAGUUACGUUAGUGAGUAAUAAGAAUAUCCGCUUAUUGUUUCUCUUUGUCUUUCUGUUUAUUUAGACCACACAUACAGACAUAAUGAAAAUGUUGUGAUGUUUGGAGUGUCCAUGAAUGCCCCUCGCUGUCGUCUAGCGACAAUGAGGAAGUGUCAGACUAGAGACGUGUUUGUGAGUUGGACAUACCUAUAUGGUGUUGGAAUUGCACUGCUGUCGACAUGUUCAGGUCAGAAUAAAGUUAUAAGAUCGUCAGACUGUAAAUCUGUGUCCCCACACUUGUGGGGAUGCUACAUUCCACCUCAGUCUGCCUUCAUAACAGAGAGGUGUGGCUUGACAUGAUGUGUUAAUUACGGUAAACAUUGUAAUAUAACUAAUGUGGUAACUAAAAAGUUACCGCCAUUAACAAAUUAUUUUCGGCAGCCCUAAGGAAAAGCCAGCAUUUUGUUGGGUUUUUCUUUGUGACAGCGCAGCUUCAAAGAGAUUCUGGACUACCAUCCGCCAUCUCAGGAGGGGUAAGCAGUGCACGGUCAACACCGUUUAUGGUGGGUAUGGUGUGCUGACUUCGACUCGAGAUGUUGUGGACCAGUGGAAGGAAUACUUCAAGACCUCUUUUAUUUGUCUUGUAUACCAAUGAGUGCCAGGGAGAUACCUGGGGCGGCAUAUCCUCAAAUUUGCAGAUGACUCUGUGAUUGAUCAGGGAUGACGACUCUGUAGUGUCUGAGUUUAAGGACUGGUGUAGCACGUCCUUCUUAAAUGUGAACCAAGGAUAUGAUUGUAGAUUUUAGGAAGAAUCCUACAGUCUUAUCACCUGUUGUCAUAACAGCUGUUAUGACACACACCUGUUGUUGUGAUAAAGCAGGCUGUUGAGGUGGUUCAGCAGUACAAACAUCUGACAACGGUGCUGGACCACAGGCAUUUGAGUCUCAGGUGGAUGCUAUAUGUAAAAAAGCUCAUCAGAGGAUGUAUUUUUAUCGGAAGCUUUGCAGUUUUAAAGUGGAUAACACUUUUAUGAAAAUGUUUUAUUCUUUUUUUUUAUUGAAACAGUGCUGACGUUUUCUUUUGUCAGCUAGUAUGUGCUGCUCACCCUCAAAAAGAGGAACAGGUUGCAGGGCACUAAAGUCUGCAGCAGAAUUGCUGUCACCACACUUAAUGGCUAAACUGUGUUGGAUCAGAGGCAGACUCUGAAAAGUCGGUCCUUGUUGAUCCCAUUCAUCCCCUGCACGAUGAGUUCAGGUUGCUUCCAUCGGGGCGCAGAUACAGUGUUCCUAAAUGUAGGACCAAUAGGAUGAGGAAUUCUUUGGUCCCACCAGCCACUGUUCUGCUGAAUAACUGUUUGUUAUGUUGGUUUUGUAUUUAUUGUUGGUUUGUUGUCUGUGUCAUACUGUUGGCUGUAGAAGACAUUGCCCCUUGGGGAUAAUAAAGUUUACCUUGACCUUGACCUCAAUCACACCGACACGUCUUCCAAUCGGGAAGCAGUGCCUGGGGACUCCGCGGUGGGCUAUCAUAUCUCUGGGGCUGAGGUUGUCAAAAACCUCCUCUAUGUGGGUGGAUGAAAUCUGCCCGAUAACACUUCUCAGGAACGUUUCCAAGUGGACCGUGCCUUUCAUAUGAGACAUCAUAUGUCUCAUAUAUAACCCUAACCCCGAUUAUUCCAACAAUUAUAACAAGACCAGAGACACCACUGGGAUGUCACAGCUAUUAUUGAUCCUAAGUUACAACUGUGUUUAGUCUUGAGUGUCCAUUUCGUGCUAUUCCUCUUUGAUUCAAGGUUAUCAGCCUAACCUGUGUCCCUGUAAAUAGUUGAAGUGUGAAAUAAAACUCAAGAAAACCUACUGGGGUCGAGUUGAUGAAGCGUCUUUUACCAUCUUCUCAGCCUUUUCAAGUGCAGGCUGGCAUAAGUCUAAAUGAACUUGACAAAUAUUUUAUGAAGUAUGGUUAUUGAUUUAUGUUCAUAAAUGUAACAAAUAAUAAAUAUCACGGCUCGUGACGUCACAGAAGUGCUGUGUACAAACUGUAUUUUCAUUCUCAGGUUAUUGAAUCAAUUGCAACCGGACUGUUCAUGUUGUCUUAGAAGUAGGGAUUCUCCGAUCAGGGUUUUAUGCUGCCGAUUAUGAUACCGAUCAUCCAUGAGUGAAAUGGGUCGAUACCGAUGACAUAGAUUAAGUGUACAUUUUUAUAUUUAUGUAUGAUGACUGCUAUUGGCCAGAACUGCCGUAUAAGGGGAAAAAGUUAGGACAAUUCCAAGGUCCCCUGACUGCCAGGGGGCCCAAAAAUAGGUAAUUAUUUUAAUUUUUUUUAAGUUCAUGGGGCCCGGAAUUCCUGAUUGCACCCCUACUAUUGGCUAUAUGAUAUGAAAAAGGAAACCAUAAAAUCACCAUUUAAACAAAAACAUAUUUUACUUACUUUUUCAAGAGAACAUAAACCACUGGUGAAAAUUAGAGAGGACGAGACUCCUUUAUUAAGGAGAGGACUUCCAGGUAUCAUGCAGCGGGGCUCCAAGUGAGAGCACAAUCGGCAAACCCGGUGUCUUCCACCGCUGAUAGAGGCUGGUUAUCUAGUCGGAUGAGUUCAGCGGUGGCUACAACAGGUGCCAAUUGACUGACGAUCACAUCUUGAGCCUCGAAAACUCGCCAUACUCCGUCAAGUGUUUGUUCUUCAAAUGCCAUCUUAAAUUAAAGCGUUUUAACGUGCUACCCCGGCAAAUAUUUUUUGUGUCAUGUUUUGCAGGGUGCAAAAUUUAUAUCACUCUCACCAAAGACAGGUCAGUUCCAGUUGCAAGUUCACCAUGAAUGGAUGAAGCCUGCUCAAAUGAGAGGCGAAACGUCUUCUAAGACAACCUGAACAGUCCAGUUGCAAUCGAUUUAAUGCCCUGAGAAUCCAAUGACCUGGAUGAAUGAGAAUAUUCACAGGUGUAUUUUUAUCAUUUUUAAAAUGUAGUACUUGCUCCCAUUUGCUAAGCCGGUUAUAAAUGCUUGCACUUUAGGCUGUACUUGUAAUGGUGUAAUUUUAUUUGAACAUGCAUGCAAGUUACAAUUGAAUACAUCACAUAAUUCAAUUCACAUUUCCACAUGUCCAAAAGGAGUAGGAAGAAGCAAAGCUUAUUUAAUCCUACCCCCCAUCAGUUCCACAUCUUGUGCAGUACAUUUAUUCACUUCCUGUAUUCCAUUUGUGAUUUUUCAAUACAUAGAGCAAUGAUAAUGUAAUGUAACAAUAUAAGGUAAUUAUUAAGAUUUUUUCACAAUGAAUAUAAUAAUCAGUAUAGUAAAUAAAUAAAUAAUAAUAAAUAGAGACAAGCAUAACAAAACAAGUUCGAGAUUCUUCUGCCUUGUAUUUUGCAAACAUCAACUGCUUGUAUUGUUUUUGAAUGGGCUCAUGUUGGUGCAUUGUUUGAGUUCCUUACUCAAUCCAUUCCAUAAUUUGAUUCCACAUACUGAAAUGCUGUGGGUUUUUAGCGUUGUUCUCGGAUAUAAUUGUUUCAAGUUUAGUUUUUCCCUAAGGUCAUAUUUCACCUCUCUUGUAGAGAAGUAUUUGUAUGACAUUUUUGGGUAGCAGGUUAUUAACUUUAUGCAUUAUUUUAGUGGUUUGAAAAUUUACUAAAUCAGCAAAUUUUAAUAUUUGUGAUUUUAAAAAUCAGGGAUUUGUAUGUUCUCUAUAUGUAAUGAAGUCAAAUAAAUCCAUUGUAAAGCAGAAUAUCCUCCCUAUUUCUGAAUCUUUGCAAUUAAGGUAGCAGAUGAAAAUCACAAGAGCAGUAUUUAUUCAGUUACAAAAAAAAAACUCUGAACAUACUUUGCCCAUGCAUUUUCAAGACCGUUCUAAAGAGAGAAGGAAAAGAAAAUGUAAAAACAAAAUCACAUCAACAGGAACACAAACAUUAAUUAAAGUUAACAAUGUCCCAAUAAAACAUGUACAUUAUGUACACAAACACAAAUAAUCAGUUGAUCUUGUUCAAUUUAUGCAUGUAAAAUCAAGUGUUGUCUUUACAUAAUAACAUAAUAACAAAAGUAAGCCUCUCCAUGUCUAAGAACGAUUUAGGCAUUACUUCGAAAGGCUCUGCACAUCAAUCUACUUACAGCUUACAAACAAAAGUCCGCUGGCCGUCGCGGCGC
Dunckerocampus dactyliophorus (ringed pipefish) is the source of this 6453-nucleotide messenger RNA. RefSeq names its product tubulin tyrosine ligase-like family, member 12 (gene ttll12). Gene Ontology annotation, biological process: protein modification process. NCBI's taxonomy places the organism in Eukaryota, Metazoa, Chordata, Actinopteri, Syngnathiformes, Syngnathidae. The record is from RefSeq and is a predicted model, not a curated record. The transcript has 14 exons. The coding region runs from base 197 to 2074 and encodes 625 amino acids.